This is a messenger RNA of Cherax quadricarinatus, 2618 nucleotides long. Lineage: Eukaryota; Metazoa; Arthropoda; Malacostraca; Decapoda; Parastacidae. The record is from RefSeq and is a predicted model, not a curated record.
UAGUAAUCUACCUAGAAUAGAAACAAGAUUGCAGCUCGUCAGGUAAUAAUGUGGCGGGAACCAUUUGCCUAUUAAUGAAACCUUUUUUUACCAACAAUAACAAAUCAUUGCGUUUAUGUCUGAAUGUGUAGAGACUAUAAUUACAACUUUACACAAAUUCUUAAUAUUUAUUACUUGUGAAUAGCGCUGGGGAGUCAAAAUUGACCAAUGUUUAUCGCGCAGCUAAUCCAGAGAGAGCGGCCAAUCAGUGCGCCAGAAAAACCCCGCGAACAUUUCGAUUUGUUUUGGCGGUAAAAGCUGCCGUAGAGCGCGGUAAAUCUAUGGAGCCGUAGUGUGCAGUCAUGUCGGAAAAGUGUCGUGAAGAAUCGCAGUUUUCAACGCCAAAACGGCAGCCGAAUGGUGCAAUCAGUGGAAUGUCGUUCUCGGGAAGUCCACCGAUGAAGGAUAAUACCCUGUACCCUUGGAAUUGGGGAGAAAGUCUGUGUAAAGUGGAGCUCAGCAGUCCCUGUUGCAGUAGCGGGAGCAACUCUUGUGACAGCCCUGAUCCAAGAAGCUGUGAAUCUAAAAGAGGACGUCCACGGGCUGAUGCUAUCAACUCUCUUAUUAUCGAAGGUGCUCAGUCUCCUAGCAGUAUUAAGUGUCCCAUUUGCAACAGAGUCUUUCCAAGAGAGAAAUCACUUCAGGCUCAUCUUCGGACUCAUACUGGUGAGCGUCCAUACCAGUGUGAUUUCCCUGGGUGUACAAAGGCAUUCACGCAGAGUGGGCAGCUUAAAACCCACCAGAGACUACAUACAGGCGAGAAACCUUUCAUCUGCUCAGCUCCAGGUUGUACAUCCAGAUUCACCCAUGCCAAUCGUCACUGUGCUGAGCACCCUUAUGCCACCCUUCAGCGGACUUCAGAUCUAAACAUCAACCCACAGCUCUCUCCUGCAGAAUGUACUGAUGAUGUCUUGCAGUGGUUAGAGAAAUAUCGCCAUGAGAAAAUGGAGCGAACACCAGCUAAAGUCCGUAAAAACAAACGUGAACUGGAUGGCACGCCUGAAACUCCACAUACUCCACACUCCCCAACUUCAGAUUCUGAUAUAAUGUCUCCCCCACCAGUUAAGCGCACCAAAUCCCGCCGUGGUCUCGGUCCAUUAAUGGAACAACAGCAAAAUCUCCCUGACAGCCGUGAAACCACUGCUUACCAAACGCAUCUUACAGAUGAAAAUUUGUAUACGUCUCCUGGUAGUUAUGGCGGAGAUGAAAAUAAAUAUGGAGACUAUCAUCGCCCACAGCGUCAUCUGCCAACAUCACAUCAUGGUCGUGUAUUGCAGAAUACACAAAACUUGCAGAGUCCUGCCAAAACACAUACUUACCGUGGCUUUGAUAUGGAUGGGAUAAAGCCAUUGGUUGAAAAUGAGGAUAAUGUUUACACACAUGUUUCAGUAAAUAGUGGUCUUGGCUCACAUGAGCCUCCUCAGCUCUCAUUCCAAGAACCCAAGGUUAUUCUUGAAGUAGACUUUCCAAAUACAUGUACACUGGAAAUGAAUAGUACUCACUUAGGUCUUCCUGAACAUUUUUUGGAAAGUGAUCAGGUAUUGGUUGGAUUACCUUGGAAUAUCAGGCCAACUGAAGAUCAUACAGUUCCUCCAGUGGAGCUGUCAGAUAAGAAAACCUUCACUGAAAGCUACCAAGAACAGUUGCCAAAUGUAGUACUUUCUCUUCCAGAAGCACAUCUUUCAUCCACCAUUGCCACCGAAUCUACAGAUCAUGUUGGUGACAAAUCCCAAUUUUCUGACAAAACCCCACAGGCAGAAGAGACUUGGCGCAUGAGGCAGCCCAAGAAGAGAUGGCUACGAGAAGCUCGUCUUGAACAGGGGGAACUGGAAAAUACCAGACGCAGUGCAGAUCAAGAGAACCAAACCCGACCCUCUGUUGUUGUCAAGGCUUCCUCUUCACUUUGUACUCCAGUAAUGGGUCAACUUCCUGGAGGAGAAACUAAGGAGAAAUGGAUGGGAGCUAUGGCUCUUAUACAGCUUGCAGAGGUCACAGAGGAUGUAUCUCAACCAUUGAACCUUUCUACUGCACGAUACACUACUCUUUAAUAUUCAAAACAAAUAUAUAUAUAUAUAUACACAGCACUGUACUAUUGGAAAAAAAAACUGGAAAUGUUAAGACAGGUUAUCUGCAGAAAUAACCUCGUCCUGAGCUUAACAACUUGUGUUGUAAAGUUGCUAUGCGUCUCCUACUGCUAGUCGUCUGCGCAAUCAGUAACAAAACAUGUCAAAAUGCUUUUAUGCUUUAUUAUAGUUAUAUAUUCUCCAUGUUAUUUUACAGUUUCAUUAAAUUGAAUUUAUGACCACAUGUAGAUACCCGAAUCUCCUAACUCAAUACUUGUAAAUGUGGAGAAUUUUAUUUAAAUUUUUUCAAUUUUAAUUAACCUUGUACCUGGAAUACGCCUUUAUUCAGAUUUAGUUACUUUAUAUUUUAUUUGAUUCAUUCUGUGUAAAGGCGCUUUAUAGUUACUACUAAAGGACUAUAUUUGCUGUAUAUAAUUGAAUUAUGUUGUAGCUUUAUAUUGAUGAACAAGUAUUGAUUCCCAGUCACAUAUGUACAUGAAUAAAUUUAUAUCUUAA